Megachile rotundata (alfalfa leafcutting bee) is the source of this 7621-nucleotide messenger RNA. It is a transcript of the gene Arms, whose product is annotated as Ankyrin repeat-rich membrane spanning. Gene Ontology annotation, molecular function: PDZ domain binding; protein kinase regulator activity. The record is from RefSeq and is a predicted model, not a curated record. Lineage: Eukaryota; Metazoa; Arthropoda; Insecta; Hymenoptera; Megachilidae.
AUAUGUAUAUUAAUAAACUGAUACUAUUAAUUUUGAUGAUAGUUAUUUUGAACAUUCGCAAUUUCAAAAUAACUAACACAGCCAUGGUAGUUCAGGGUUAAAUAUGAAACUCAAGCUAAAAAUUUCUUUUAACAUUUUGGGUAAAAUUCACUUCCAUUCAGAAAAUCUUUCAAACUUGACGCAUCUGGCGCGAGAUGUCUUUCAUUUGUCAAGUCUCAUUUUGUCUGUGUCGUGUUAUUAAUAUUUCAUGUUACAAAUAAAGAGUCAUUAAACGAACGAAAGGCAUCUGUUUCUGUGGCAAAUUUGGAAGAAAGAAAAUAUGAUAAAAAUUAUCGGUGACAUGGAAUGAAUACAGUGUUGUUAAUAGUGAUUUUAGCGCCAUAUAGUGUAACCAGAUAAUGAGAGUAUUUUCGCAUAUAGACACGGUUUCCAUGGAAUCCUCGAAUGAGAGGAGUAGUUUACUGAAUUCUGAACGAGAUGUAGGAUCAUUGUCUUCGAUCCCGCAGGGAUUGAGUCGGGCUCACUACGGAUCCUUUUCCUCGUGUCAACAGGUGUUACAGUCGAUCUGGAACAAAAGUAAGCAGACCUUGCAUCGGACUGACUCGAUGGUAUCGCUCUGCUACCGAUCUCUCGCCAGCUAUAUCACGGAUGAUAAUCUUGCUGGUCUGCAAAACUUCCUCGAGAACAAACGAGUACAGAUCGAUGAUCGAGACGAGAAUGGUAGCACAGCCCUCAUCCUUGCAGCGACUAAGGGGAAGAUCCACUUUGUGCGGGAACUUAUUAAUCAUGGAGCAGAUGUUAACGCAGAAGAUGGGGACAACUGGACAGCAUUGCUUUGCGCCGCCAAGGAAGGUCACACCGACGUUUGCCUCGAGUUGCUCGAGCAUGGGGCCGAUUUGGAACACAGAGACAUGGGUGGAUGGACGGCACUUAUGUGGGCGACAUACAAAGGGAGGUCGCCGACGGUGACGAUGUUGCUAGCAAGAGGAGCUGACGUCAAUGCACAUGGAAAUUUUCAUAUAUCUUCGUUAUUGUGGGCUGCAGGCAGGGGUUACCCUGACAUUGUAAAAGAUCUUAUUGCUCACGGUGCUAAGGUCAAUGUUGGUGACAAGUAUGGUACUACAGCUCUGGUGUGGGCCUCACGUAAAGGACACGUGGAGAUUGUAGACGCUUUACUGAAAGCUGGUGCUAACGUUGAUACUGCUGGCAUGUAUUCAUGGACGGCGCUGUUGGUGGCGACUCUUGGGAAUCACGCGGAUGUAGUUCUACUACUUUUAGAGCACAAACCAAACGUGAAUGCACUCGAUAAAGAUGGUUGCACGGCCCUGGCGAUAGCUUGUCGAGAAGGACAUCACGAAAUAGCGAAUGCUCUGUUAAACGCUGGUGCUUACGUGAACAUUCAAGAUAGAGCUGGCGAUACAAAUUUGAUUCAUGCCGUGAAAGGAGGUCAUAGAGGAGUAGUUGAAUCUCUUCUGAAGAAAUACGCCGACGUAGACAUUGCUGGCAAGGAUAAGAAAACAGCAACUUAUAUUGCAGUUGAAAAAGGCAAUAUACCGAUAUUAAAACUGUUAUUGAACGCCAACCCAGAUUUGGAGAUCGCGACUAAAGACGGUGAUACACCGUUACUGCGGGCAGUUAGGUCGCGAAAUGCGGAAAUAGUACAAUUACUGCUAGACAAAAAGGCUAAAGUCUCAGCUACCGACAAAAAGGGUGACACUGUACUUCAUAUAGCUAUGCGCGCACGAUCGAAGGCUAUCGUCGAGAUAUUGCUGAGGAAUCCAAAAAACAGUCAACUUCUUUACCGUCCAAACAGGCAAGGUGAAACUCCGUAUAAUAUCGACAUCAAUCAUCCAAAGACCAUUCUUGGACAAAUAUUUGGUGCACGGCGUCUAAAUACUAAUGAAGAUAACGAGAAUAUGCUGGGUUAUGAUUUAUACAGUAGCGCAUUAGCAGACAUUCUUAGUGAACCAUCACUCUCAACGCCUAUAACUGUUGGCCUUUACGCAAAGUGGGGUUCUGGGAAAUCCUUCCUGUUAAACAAAUUAAGAGAGGAAAUGAAGAAUUUUGCUCGGCAGUGGAUAGACCCCGUAUUUCAGUUUUCAUUCUUGUUGUUUGUAGUAGUAACCCACGUAUCCUUGUUAGUGGGUACUACGAUAGGUCUUGCCUUGCAGUCGUGGGUCGUUGGUCUUGCCUGUGGCAUAAGUCUUAUCCUCAUUACAUACAUCUUUUUAAUACUUGUAUGGUAUGCCAACAAAAGGUACGAUUGGUAUUGGCCGUACAACUUUACAGUAGCUUUAACUACAAAGUUGAAUUCAUUGAAGCUGUUGUUGCAAGUGAUUUUCUGUCAUCCUCCUGGCAGCAGAGUUCACGACGGUGUUACUGUCCAACCAAUAAAGUUUUAUUUCACCGAUCAAACUCGAGUCGGUACAACCGCUGCCGGAGAGAAUGCAGUAGUACAAAUGGUCGGAUCUCUUUAUGAUUCUAUCGAAAAUGACUUUGGUUCAUUGUCCACCAGAUUGUACAGAGCGUUCAGGCCAAAACCUGAUAAAUCGACCACAACGUGGAAAUGGAGACACCUUUGUUGUUUACCCUACAUAGUGAUAUUCGAAUUUUGCUUUUGCAGCUUGCUCGUUGGUAUCUCUGUACUUACAGUCUACCUCAUCGAUAUUUCUAGUAGCGAGCCAACAAUAGAGAAAGUUACUGCGCACAUCAUUAUGAUAACCGUUGCCUUAAUACUAGCCGUUAGUAUAAUAGCAAACUUGUACACCUGGAGUCGAACGUUGCAAGCGCUUGUUUUCUCGCAAAGGCGUCAUCUUCAACGCAGCAUUUCCAAGUUGGAGACUCUUAAAAGUGAAGGCUUUAUUCAAACGUUGAAAAGCGAAGUUAAUUUGAUGACCGAAAUGGUCAAGUGUUUAGACAGUUUCAUGGCUCAACAAAGCAGAUUAGUAAUAAUUGUGGACGGUUUGGACAGCUGUGAACAGGACAAAGUGUUAUUAGUUUUAGAUGCAAUACAAGCAUUGUUCAGUGAUAAUGGUUAUCCGUUUGUUGUCAUAUUAGCAAUUGAUCCACAUAUUAUUGCCAAGGCAGUGGAAGUCAAUAGUAGAAGAUUAUUUACGGAGUCCAAUAUUGGAGGUCACGAUUAUUUGCGCAAUAUGGUACAUCUUCCAUUUUAUUUACAAAACAGUGGUUUAAGAAAGGUAAAAGUUGCUCAACAGACUGCUCAGCAUAGUAGAAAAACCACGUGGACGGAAGCCGAAGAGAGCGUUACUUAUACCGCCUCGAGUACGAUGCAUCAUUCUGUGUCAAAUAGAAGGCUCAGCACGGAAUCCGGUAUAAUGAACAGCAAUGAAAAAUUGAAACCACAAAGUAGAAAAGGAAGUAGAAAAUUACGAUUGAGUGAAUCGAUCGCGAGUAGUAUCGGUAGCAAUCUGAAUCGACUGGGUGGAGCACAAGAUCUUAAUAAAAUGCUUCUCACCGACGAUUACUUCAGCGACGUGAAUCCUCGCAGUAUGAGAAGAUUAAUGAAUGUAGUGUAUGUUACUGGGAGAUUGUUAAAAGCAUUCCAAAUUGAUUUCAACUGGUAUCAUUUAGCUAUUUGGAUUAACAUUACCGAGCAAUGGCCGUUUAGAACAUCUUGGCUGAUACUACAUUACGACAUGUACGAAGAUACCUUGGACGACAACAUGUCCUUAAAAAGUCUUUACGAUAAGAUACGACCUCAAAUUCCAGUACUUAAAGAAGUCCAGCCUCUUUUGGAGAUGGACAGGGACGAACGCAAGUUGGAUAUUUUCCUAACGUUUCAUCGAUCCAGCUUACUCGUCAGCGAUAUGAAAAUAUUCUUACCGUUUACGAUCAAUCUUGAUCCGUAUAUUAAGAAAAAGAUUAAAGAGGAACAACAGAGUAUGGAAGAGGAAGUAGGUUUUGGACAAUAUAAGCAGUACAGUCCUUGGACAGUACAUGGUAAUGGCCACGAUCAAAUGAAUAAGAGUGGAUUAACAAAUAGAAUGAAGUUUGUUAGAACACCUAGUUUACAAGGACCUGUGCCACCGGUACCGUCAACACCAUCCUGGUUUGUUCAACCAUCAUUGGAUUGGCAAGGUUCUCCUUGGGUGCAAAUACCUCCCAUGGAACCUAAAAUCAAACCUCUUUCUGCUACUACAACUUUACCGUCCGAAAUUUUGGAAACAAGGCUGUCGACUUUAACAGUGAACGGUGUUUGUGAUCUUAUCGAUAGGAUUGAAAGCUUGAGUUCGAGUCAUGCACCGCAGUACAAACAAGUUAUUCAAGAGAAUAACAUUAAUGGAAGAGUUCUAUUACAUUGUGAUUUACAGGAGUUGAAGAAAGUAUUAAAAAUGGCAUUUGGAGAUUGGGAACUGUUUCGUAUGGUACUUGUGUCGCUUAGGGAAUUAGAACUUUCUUCCUUCAGUACACAUGAAGAAGGUUCUCGAAGUGUGCGAUUCACUGUAGGUUCAGAACAAAUUCAGCGCAAAGAUCAUGCUUUGCAAGGAACUUCGAUACGCGUACCUGUUCAUACAGAAAAAGAAAAAGGAAAUUCAAGGACCGAUGGUACUUCAAGACGAGAUCAAACGAAACAAUCCAUCAUGGAAAAGCAAUUUCAGGUAACAUUGGAGGAACAGAUGAUUUGUGGAGCAUUGCAAACGUUAAAUGAAGAAGCUUGUGAAGAUGUGUUAGAUGUACCAUCUUCUACCGUAGUACCAUCAGACUCACUUUCAGGAUCAGUCUCAGCGGCUCCUCAAGACACAGAUUACGUGAUUCUUCAGCCUAAUCCACUUCUACACUGGGUACCAGUUACCGAUGAAAUCGAAACCUCAGACGAUAGUUCGUUCGAGUCCACAGUUCAUCUUCAGCGUACAAAUUCACAACGUAGCAUUACAUCUCAGCACAGUACUAGAUCAGCCUGUUCGUUUGGACGUAAAGACAUAAGAAAAGGCGGAGGCAAUUUGAACAGUAGUAGACCAGCAUCUCUCUUUGUAUCUCCACCGCCUUCUCCUAGACCUGCCUUUAGAUCUAAGUCAACAGACGAGAAUUAUGUAGCUAAUAAUAUACCCAUGAAGUCUACCAUUUCAACACCGAUGAAGAAACGACGUUCCGCCUCUACGUUGAACGACGAGGUGGCCCUGCCAGUUCCUGUUCCAAAUUCUAGCCUGGAGAAGUUAACGAAAUUAAAAGACCGUUUAAUGGGCACGUUACCUGUGUCACCUGCACCGGGAGAGAGCGAGGAUGAAUCUACGCCAUUAGUUUCUGAAUUAUCUACCCCAACUCAUUCGCAGUCUGAUAGCGUGUUCAAACACGACUGUAGCGAAGAAAACAGUAGCUCGAUAUCUUCGAAUAAAAGCUUGCCGCGAGACGGGGAGAGAUGCGUUGACGUCGUUGAUUAUUCUGAUACUGUUAGCUUGAUGGUGAGGGAGUCGUCCCAGGUACGAUUCUUAUCGCGACAAGAUGCUGAAGAAUGGGACAAUCCUGAGACACCUGUAUGAUAUCUUCUAUUACACAAUCGUCAGCUCGGCUGAUUCACCUAAGCAUGCCACUUAAAUUAUUUGUUAAUUGUUUGUUGCAUGAGAGAAUUCAAACCAAAGUAAUAUUUAAAUAUUUAUGACCUUUGCAAUUUGAUAACAAAAGUUACAACAAACAGUUCAUAAAUAAUUGUCACACUUAGAUCAAUCACCUUGUAUUAUACUCUAUGGCUAAUAUACAUAUAUGCUGCGUCAAUGAUAAAACGUUAAGUCAGAUGUACUUAAAACAAGAUUUGUGAUAUAUUUUCGAAGGUAGAUACUAUUAUACUGCAGUUGAGGAUUCUACUUUGUAAAUAAUAACUAGAUUAUGUCGAACUUUUUAGAUAAAAUGUUUACAAGUGUUCACACAUCACAAAGAGUAAACUCUACUUUUAAAUAAUAUGAGAAACAGCACACAUUUCAUGCAACGUGUGCGCAGAUAUGGUAGAGUUUAAAUUUUAGGAAGAAUAUGUGUACGGUCUUAGUGAUUCAUUGACAAAUAACAUUCCUUUAUAAUUUUAGUGUAUUUAACAAUGUGAAUGUCAGUUCUUUAUGAAAAGACUGGUACAGAGACAGAAGAUAUCUGUAUUUUUUAAAUUUUAUUGUAAACGUUUUCAUGAUGCUUGAUUGAUUUGUGUCUGUUGAUGGAUGUAGCUCGUAAUGCAAUGCUUUGAACAGAUAAAUUUUUAACAAACAAAUGCUCAUCGUUUGUUUGAUAUAGACUAUUGUUGAUUUUAAACGAUAGGUACGACUUGUCAGAUAAAUAAAAUAAACAAAUAUUACUGAUUUAUAAGGUGACUGGUACGAGAGAUAACGUAUUUUGUCUACAAGCACUCGUAUCAGUAAGAUAAAAUUCUUUGUACUGUCUUUAAUAUUAUACAUUAGUUUGAACAAGGAAGUUAAUAAUUAGUUACCAAUAUAUAAGAUCGUUUGAAACAUUAUUGAAAAUAUUUAUAUUUUAUUUUUAAUUAUAUGAAUACUUAAUUUUACUGCCAACUUUUUUAUUAAUUUAAAAUGAAUAUUAGUAACUUAUAUUGGUACUUUAAUCUUUCUUAACAAAUAAACUUUGAAAACGUUUGUAAUGUUAACGAGUUAUUAUUAGAUAUGAUAAGCAGAAAAGGUCCUAUCAUUUUAAUUUUACUGUGAGUGAUUCAAUGCCUAUUUUAUAAAAUAUGCAGAAGGAUGGAGAAGUCAAAAAGAUCUACAGAAUUUUAAAGUACUUUUUUAUUAUAAAGCAAAAAUUAUAUAUAUCUAUAUAUAUAACAGUGUGUAUAUAUAAUACUUUAGGACGGAAUACAUUAGGGUAUUAGUUAAUAUUAGAUUGUAAACACAGGUAAUACAUAUAUUAGGUUUUCAAAUAAUAGUGUUAUAUGUACUUUGCUUAUUACUAUUAAAUAUAAUAUAUUUAAAUACAUAAAAUGUCAAACUACUUUCAUAAAUGCUCAUAUAUGGAAUACAAUAAGUACUUCAACAGCCUUUUUGUAUAUAAUUCAUUCAGGCAGGUCUUACUUUUACUUUUCAUGAUUUGUUAAACAUAUUUUGUUCAGCUGUCUUUUAAAUAAAUUACAAAUAACAAAUUUAGUAAUACAAUAAACUACAUAUCAGAUCUACAAAGUUUAGAGAAUGUUUCAAAUUUACACAAUGAACAUGAGAAACAAAUAUAUUUUUUCUAAGACAAUUCCUUAAGCUUAUUCUUACAAUCGUCUUCUUUAGUUUAUUGUAUUACUUAUGUCAAAAAAUAAUUUUUAUAAAAUACUGAUAUGUCAAUUACAAAACAUCACAACUACAGAAACAAUAAAAAUUACAAGGAAGAAAAUAUUUCAGUGAUACAAAGCUGCAUGAUAUAGUAAAGCAUACAAUAUAAAUACAAAUAAGUUUACAAAUUUUCAAUUUUUUCCACAUGAAAAUGUAUCACUGCUUCUUUCUAACUUUUCAUUAAAAUAAAUGAGAAUAAUAGAUCAUUUUUAUGAACUAAUUGUACUAUAUCAAUCAUAAUGUACAUACUUCUGUGGCUAAAGAUAUUUUCAACAAUAAAACGAUUUUAUAGUACUUAAAAACUUAAUCAAUAGGAAUGAAUAUAAACUUGAAUAGCCUUUUUUAAUGUAUUA